Aspergillus campestris IBT 28561 is the source of this 1842-nucleotide messenger RNA. RefSeq names its product alcohol dehydrogenase, class III. The transcript is spliced from 6 exons. Lineage: Eukaryota; Fungi; Ascomycota; Eurotiomycetes; Eurotiales; Aspergillaceae. Gene Ontology annotation, molecular function: S-(hydroxymethyl)glutathione dehydrogenase [NAD(P)+] activity; zinc ion binding; S-(hydroxymethyl)glutathione synthase activity. Gene Ontology annotation, cellular component: cytosol. The record is from RefSeq and is a predicted model, not a curated record. The annotation marks the transcript as partial. Gene Ontology annotation, biological process: formaldehyde catabolic process.
CAGGCAGCUAUAGCCUGGGCCGCAGGCGAAGACCUCUCCGUCGAAGACGUGCAAGUCGCUCCGCCAAGAGCCCACGAAGUGCGCAUCAAGAUCCUGCACACGGGGGUGUGCCAUACAGAUGCAUACACCCUGUCCGGAAAAGACCCCGAAGGCGCCUUCCCCGUCAUUCUCGGCCACGAAGGCGCUGGCAUCGUCGAGUCUGUAGGCGAAGGAGUCACCAGCGUGAGCGUUGGUGAUACUGUUGUUGCAUUAUACACCCCCGAAUGUCAAACCUGCAAAUUUUGCCUCUCAGGCAGAACCAACCUAUGCGGACGCAUCCGCGCCACCCAGGGCCAGGGCGUCAUGCCAGACGGGACGUCACGGUUCCGGGCCCGCGGCCGCGACAUCUUGCAUUUCAUGGGAACGUCCACGUUCGCGGAGUACACGGUUGUGGCCGACAUUUCGGUGGUAGCUGUUACGCCGAAGUGUCCGACGGACCGGGCGUGUCUGCUGGGCUGUGGGAUCACGACGGGGUACGGGGCUGCGACGGUUGUGGCUGAUAUCCGCGCGGGAUCCAACGUCGCUGUCUUCGGGGCGGGGUGUGUCGGGUUGUCGAUUGUGCAGGGGGCGGUGCGGAACAAGGCGGGGCGGAUUAUUGUCGUGGAUAUCAAUGCGGAUAAGGAGGAGUGGGCGAGGCGGUUUGGGGCGACACAUUUUUUGGACCCUGUGCGGGUGGUUGCUGAGUCCAAGAUGAGUAUUCAGGAUAAGUUGGUGGAGAUGACGGAUGGGGGGUGCGAUUUUACGUUUGAUUGCACGGGGAAUGUGGGUGUGAUGAGGGCGGCGCUGGAGGCGUGUCAUAAGGGGUGGGGGGAGAGUAUUGUUAUUGGGGUUGCUGCUGCUGGGCAGGAGAUCACUACCAGACCGUUCCAACUGGUGACAGGCCGCGUGUGGAGGGGAUGCGCGUUCGGCGGUGUCAAAGGCCGGUCUCAGCUACCGGACUUGGUGGAAGAUUAUCUGAAGGGAGAUCUCAAAGUGGACGAGUUCAUCACGCACCGAGAGAAGCUGGAGAGUAUCAAUGCUGCGUUUGCGCAUAUGAAGAAGGGGGAUUGUAUUCGGUGUGUGGUUGAUAUAACCUACUCAAUAAACACUUCCUACCAUGAACUAUAUCCCCGAGAAAAGAAUAGGGCACACAUAAUAACGUGGCAAUGUAUUGAGUCCGCAAACGGCCCGUCCCAGCACGGAAACCCUACCCGGACCACGGCCCGCUCGGAUAUCUAUCCCGGAAAGAAAAUGCCAUCCAUCCACCCCCUCCUCGACAACGGCCUCACCAAAGGUUCCCCCUCUUUCCCAGGAGGCAACCUCUACUGCAAAUGUCCCAGCGAAAAAGUCCAAGUCACCCUCUCCAGCAACGUCGCGCACAACCACGCCUGCGGAUGCUCCAAAUGCUGGAAACCAGCGGGGGCCCUCUUCUCCGUCGUGGGCGUCAUUCCCCGUGAGAACCUACGCGUCGCCGCAAACGCGCACAAGCUGCAAAUCGUCGACAAGGAGGCUGCCAUUCAGCGAUACGCCUGCAAGCAGUGCGGGGUGCAUAUGUUUGGGCGCAUCGAGAAGGAUCACCCUUUUAAGGGAUUAGACUUUGUGCAUGUUGAGCUUUCGGAUGAGAAGGGCUGGCAGGAGGUGCAGUUUGCGGGGUUUGUCUCGUCUAUUAUUGAGCAGGGGUUCCGGCCAGAGGGGAUGGACGCCGUGAGGGGGCGGUUUGCGGGGCUGGGUUUGCAGUCUUUUGAUACGCUUUCGCCGCCGUUGAUGGAUUUGAUUGCUGCUUUUACGGGGCAGAAGUUGGGAACUUUGCCUGCUAAGCUGUGA